CCUUGCGGGCUCUGUUCCCCUACAACAACAUUACACGGAAAGGCCCCGCAGGCUUGAUCUGUCUCCAUCUCAGCACCAAGACCGCCCAUACACAGAAUCCUAUAUUGUUUGCUGAAAGCGGUCUAUGUCUCGAACAAAGCUUGGGGGAUUCCAAGUGGCUAAAGAAUUCAACGACAAAGCAUCAAACCUUCUCACUAGGGGGUGCAGACGCGACGUUGACCCCUGCAAGGCUACAGCAAGAGGUCAAGAGGCAACUCGUUUUACCAUGGACCCAGAUCCUGUGUUUAUUCCUCGAUUCCGUCCCUGACAUCCAAGCCGCAACAAACUUAUUACAGAGACCACGUCGACAGCUUACAAUUGGCGAUGAGGUUGUUCCCGCUCCCCUGCAGGUAGUCAUCGUCUUGACCAACAGUCAACAUGUAACAGAAGCUUUCGCACAGGAAUGCGCUCAGCUCCAAAAGCUCGAUACUGGGACAGUCACGAUUCUGGACCUGCGUCCACGUCACGGGCUUUCAGAUAGCGUCGUUUUCCAGCCACUGCAAACAUUGAUCGUUAAGCAGCUCAGUAUAGUCCAGGCCGAGCGAAUUUCCAAUUGUCGACGCUUCUCGGCGUCUCAUCUGAGCGCUUUCUGGAGCACUGGCGUACAAAGCCACGAAAGGCUCCUGCAUGCACCACCAUUUGAUCUUUUGGAAAGAGCCCGAAGGGACUAUGUGAGGAACAAAACGAUGGACGAUUGUCUUCGAGAGGUUAUGCAAACAUGCAUUGGCUACUCAAAGGAGGACUUUGAUGACCUUGUAGCCUCGGCCUUCUUGAUGGACGCCUAUCCCCCUCAAAUGCAUGGAUUCUCGCCUACCGUGGUGUUCGCUGCACUUUAUGAGAAGCGAUGCCUAAGUAUUUGGGACAAUGAGUUCAAAUACCAUAUUGCUGGCGUUUCAUCCCGCUUCGUACACCACUUUGUGCAAUUGAGCGCAGUAAAGACAUCGGCAGCCAUUCGAAAAGAGACGUUGUGUCGCUUGUAUCGCCGGUAG
Molecule: messenger RNA, 1028 nt
Organism: Penicillium salamii
Lineage: Eukaryota; Fungi; Ascomycota; Eurotiomycetes; Eurotiales; Aspergillaceae
Source: the annotation of a GenBank genome assembly